This is a messenger RNA of Cantharellus anzutake, 743 nucleotides long. Its product is annotated as kinase-like domain-containing protein. The record is from RefSeq and is a predicted model, not a curated record. Gene Ontology annotation, cellular component: cytoplasm. Gene Ontology annotation, biological process: protein phosphorylation. The coding region runs from base 1 to 654 and encodes 217 amino acids. The transcript is spliced from 4 exons. NCBI's taxonomy places the organism in Eukaryota, Fungi, Basidiomycota, Agaricomycetes, Cantharellales, Hydnaceae. Gene Ontology annotation, molecular function: protein serine/threonine kinase activity; ATP binding.
AUGGAGCUCCAGUCCGAUGUCCAUUUAGCUCACAAGCGCCUUCGCGAUGAGCUUUCCCUGGCUGAAAUCCCGAAUCUUGAGGGUCAGUUUACUUUAGAGGAUACGCAACGAAUGGGCUGGGGUAGUUUCGGUGAUAUAUACGUGGGGAAUUACCGUGAAAUUAGGCUCAAGCGCGAGAUUCGGGUGUGGCGAGACCUUAUUCACCCGAAUGUAGUUGCACUGUUUGGGUGGACCUCAAAAGUGAUACGGGACAACAUCAGUGUGAGCCUGAUAUCGACCUGGUGUGAUGGAGGGGAUGUCAAAAGUUAUCUCCGUCGACAUCCCACGGCAAAUCGCCAAAUCCUCAUUAAAGACACCUGCGAAGGUCUUGCAUACCUUCAUUCCAAGCGGAUAAUCCAUGGUGACAUAAAGCCGGAAAACAUCGUAGUGAUGGAAGCAACCGGGGUAGCAAGAUUGUGUGAUUUCGGUCUAUCAUCGCUACUCGAUGAUCUAUCCAUAUAUGCACCCUCUUCGAGCGUAGCCGGGACUCUGAGAUUCAUAUCGCCUGAACUGUUUGCCGGGGGAAAACGAAACGAAGCAAGUGACAUUUGGGCGUUUGGGUGCACGGCGGGAGAGGUGAGGCAUCGCAUGCAGGAUAGGGGUUUGUCUCGCUAAUGCAUUGUCAAGAUAUUGCGUAAUGAGCGCCCUUACCGUCACAUCAGUUCUGAUUGGCAGCUUCCGGACGUUGUUAAAUCCACACCCCC